AUGCCUCCCCAUACCUGCCAAGCUCCUUCGGGAGAGAAGGCAACUGGGAUAUUUCAUCCCAGGAUGCUGGCUCAGGUAUAUCCACCAUUCUUGCAAGAUAGGAUAGUCACUUGGCUGGAAUACUUUUGGGUGCUCUCGCCCCUGCCCAUGUUGAUGACACAUGAGCAAAGGCGAGGGUGCUUGAAGAUAACGAGCGCCCACGCCCUCAACCUCACCCCAACCCCACCAUGUUGCCAUGGACAUGGGAUGCGAGAAGUGGAAGUUGCCGGCUACCCAGUGCUGCUGGUGAGGGAGCAGUUGCAGAUCCGUGCAAUGGGAAGCACGUGUCCUCAUGCUGGAGCACCUCUCUGCAAAGGUUAUUUGAAAAAUGGUCGGUUACGCUGUCCCUGGCACGGUUCCUGCUUCAGCACCAAAACCGGUGACAUUGAAGAGUACCCCACUCUGGAUUGUAUUCCUGUUUUUCAGGUGACGAUAGAAGAUGGGAAGGUGUUCGUGACUGCCAGCAGGAAGGACCUCGCAAGCAUAGGCUUGGUGAAGCCUAUGAGCCGGCGAAACCCAGUUACCAGGAAGAUGGUUCUGCUUCUGGGAGCAGGGCCGGCAGCACUGGUCUGCGCUGAGACCCUUCGCCAGGAAGGCUUCACGGGCAGGAUCGUCAUGGUGACGAAGGGAGAACACCUGCCCUUUGACAAGACAAAGCUCAGCAAGGACAUGGCAGCCAAGGCAGAGAGCCUUUACCUGCGGCCUCAGAGUUUCUUGGACACUCACGAUAUAGAAGUCUGGAAGGAGAAAGAGGUGGUUUCUGUGGACCUGCCCAACAAGACGACUUAUUUCGGUGAUGGGUCCAGUCAGGCUUACGACAGCCUGCUGAUUGCUACAGGGAGUGACCCCAAGCGCCUCAGGGUUCCCGGUGCCAACCUCCGGAACGUGUGUUACCUCCAGACGCCAGAAGAUGCAAACAGGAUCCUGCAGUUGGCAUUCGGCAAGAGGGUCGUGAUUGUCGGCGCAUCGUUCAUUGGCAUGGAGCUGGCUUCCUCCCUAUCCACUAAAGCUCUCAGCAUCCACAUAAUAGAGAAGUUGGAGUCUGCAUACAAGGAAUCACUGGGACCGGAGGUUGGAGAGGUCGCCAUGAAGAUGCUCCACGAACAGGGGGUCCUGUUCUCGUUGAAGACAGAAGUUGCUGAGCUGAGGGGCGAACAUGGGAAGGUUACCCACGUCCUCUUAGACGAUGGACACAUGCUCUUAGCAGACGUCGUGGUGAUAGGAAUAGGGGUGACCCCCAACACCCGCUUCCUUCAGGGCAGCGCCAUCGAGCUGGACAAGGAUGGCUCCGUUCUUGUGGAUCUGUUCAUGCGGACAAAAGUUCCUGACGUCUUUGCUGCUGGAGAUGCUGUCUCAUUUCCUGUGGCCUUGUUUGAUUGGAAGCACGCCCCCAUCCACCACUGGCAGGUUGCCCAAGCACACGGGCAUGUGGCUGCCCUCAACAUCUUGCAGAGGCAGGAGAAGCUUCACACGGUGCCUUUCUUCUGGACCAAGUUGCUUGAGUGUGUCUUCCGAUAUGCAGGCUAUGGAAAAGGCUACAAAGACAUAGUGGUGAAGGGCAACAUGGACCAACAGAGGUUUGUCAUCUUCUACAUCAGGGAUGGUCUGGUGACUGCUGUUUCCAGCCUGAAUUUUGACCCCGUGGUGGUCAUGGUGGCAGAAGUCCUCCUUUCAGGGAGAAAUAUCUCCAAGCAAGAAGCACAGAUGUUUCCUGCAGACAAGACUGACUCCUGGGCAGGAGCUGCAUGUGGAGGAGGAGCCAAAGGUGAAGACGGACCAUCCACAGCUCCUGCCGAGCUGCAAUAAAUUAUUAAAUCCA
Messenger RNA from Sphaerodactylus townsendi, 1858 nucleotides. Its product is annotated as apoptosis-inducing factor 3-like. Bases 1 to 1845 code for a protein of 614 amino acids. NCBI's taxonomy places the organism in Eukaryota, Metazoa, Chordata, Lepidosauria, Squamata, Sphaerodactylidae. Gene Ontology annotation, molecular function: oxidoreductase activity, acting on NAD(P)H; 2 iron, 2 sulfur cluster binding; flavin adenine dinucleotide binding. The record is from RefSeq and is a predicted model, not a curated record. The transcript has 20 exons. Gene Ontology annotation, cellular component: cytoplasm.